This is a messenger RNA of Aspergillus pseudonomiae, 417 nucleotides long. RefSeq lists its product as uncharacterized. The transcript is spliced from 2 exons. The record is from RefSeq and is a predicted model, not a curated record. NCBI's taxonomy places the organism in Eukaryota, Fungi, Ascomycota, Eurotiomycetes, Eurotiales, Aspergillaceae. The coding region runs from base 1 to 417 and encodes 138 amino acids.
AUGCCCCGUCAGAUAGCCUGGGACACGUCCUUCAAGGUCCACAAUCGGAUGAAUCCCAGCAAAAGCGGGAUCUUUAUGGCCUGGGACUUUGCUCGGGUCUGGGAUGGUCUAACCAUGUAUGUCAGGGACCUGGACUAUGUCAAGUGGGUCACCGCUUUGAUUGAAACUUGCGAUUUCGAUCCAGAAAUCCACUUCGCCAGAUACACUGUGUACUGUGAUGGCUUUGAGGUCACCGGAAAUAUCUUUUGCGAAGCUCACUGGCACUAUGCCAUCGGAAUGAACCUCGAACGCGGCCUUGAGUUCGAAAUUGUGCCCCAGAAUGGCCAACUUGAGACUAACCAUGAUGGAACUCUGAAUGAUACGACCGGCCGUGAGGAGUUCUUGGCUUGGGUUGAUGACCAGUACGUCUCCGAUUGA